Messenger RNA from Lodderomyces parapsilosis, 2547 nucleotides. It is a transcript of the gene NAN1, whose product is annotated as Nan1p. Lineage: Eukaryota; Fungi; Ascomycota; Pichiomycetes; Serinales; Debaryomycetaceae. The record is from RefSeq and is a predicted model, not a curated record. Gene Ontology annotation, biological process: positive regulation of transcription by RNA polymerase I; positive regulation of rRNA processing. Gene Ontology annotation, cellular component: nucleolus. The transcript has a single exon. Gene Ontology annotation, molecular function: RNA binding; protein binding. The coding region runs from base 1 to 2547 and encodes 848 amino acids.
AUGCCUUCCACUAGCAUAGAUGAAUGGUCACUUUCCAUGUUAACAGGUGGAGUACCGACAUAUUUCCCGUAUUCACAAACUACAGCAUCAGUAUUCUCUCUCGAUGGAAGAUACUUGAUCACUACCUUAACUCAUCAGAUUCGAGUAUAUUUUAUAUCCACUAGGCAAUGCAUUAAAACGAUAGACCUUGAUUUGAACGAUUUGGCUGAUAUCAAGUUGGACGUAACGAAUCCAAACCAUGUAAUUCUUUUCACAAGUUUUGGUGAAAUCAUUACUGUUAAUUUCAAGGACAAAUUGAGCGAGCCAGUAGUGGCCAGGACUUCAAUACAACAGCAAUUGGGUAACUUGCUUUUGUUGUCGGUGGUUUGCGUGAAACAUAACAAGUUCGUUGUCAUUACGGGGAAAAGGGACAAGAAGAAGGGAUUUAGUCCACAUACGAGAUUCAUUAAUUCAAUCGAUCGAACAUCGGAGGUGGUAUCAGUCAUUGGCGAUGUUCCCAAUGUGUUAUUGUAUGCCGUGUCCCUAGAUUACAGAAAGUUGGCAUUUGUCAUGCAAGACCACAAGGUAUUGUUGUUGGAUUUAGCCACCUACUACGCCAAUAGUGAAGAAGAUCCACAGGUGACGACGACAUCAGUUCAAAAUUUGGAGUCUUUGAUUAUGAAAGAGGUGAUACCUUUCCAGUAUAGAUCACCGAUUACUUCUCUAGCAGUAUCGAAUGACUCAUUAAUUGCCUUGGGAACAAAUGCGGGGGUGAUUCAAAUAUUGUAUGGUGGCUUAGUAAACAAUGACAAGUCGCAACAACGUGUGUUCAAAUGGCACAUUGAUCAAGUGAAUGCGUUGCAGUUUUCGCAUGAUAACAAUUACCUUCUUUCUGGUGGUGCUGAAAAAGUAUUGGUAUUUUGGCAGUUGGAGACCGAAAAGAAACAAUUUCUACCAAGAUUGAAUGGAGUUAUUGACAAGAUAAACAUUGAUAAUAGCAAGAACGACUAUAUUGAAUUGCUAUUGAAAACGGGUGUCAACAAUUACGAAAUCUUGGUGUUGUCCUUGGUGGAUCUUGUGUCAAGAUUAUCGGUAAAUACAAUAAGACCCAAGUUCACCAACAACCUAAAAACCACUUUAUCUCGAACCAGGAAAAGGCUUGUUAAAGAAGGUUUGGAUCAGUUCAACAAACUCAAAUUGAGAUACGACUAUAGUUGUCAAUUUGAAAUUCACCCAAAGACAAAAAACUUGUAUUUCCCCAAUGAUUCAUCAAUUCAGUCAUUUGAUUUGGUCAAGAAUGAACAAAGUUUUAUUCAACAUGCAGCACCAGUUUUACCCACGGGUAAAGUACGUUCAGAAACUAAAUUGCUCGAUCCACAAAUCUCACUACUUCAAUUCACUCAAGAUGGUGAAUGGAUGUGUACUUACGAUGAAGUUGCCAGUGCGGAAAUCGAUUGUCUUUUGUCUACAGAUGAUAAGCAAUAUGCAUUAAAGUUUUGGAAAUUCGUUGAAAACAAAGAUAAGGAGAAGGAUAAAGAUCGUGAUAAUCGAAAUGGAUAUUGGGAAUUAACGACAAAGGUUAUUGAUCCUCAUGGGAAAUCAACACCAGUAAUGUCAAUGAUUCCAGCACCUGGCUCCUACUUCAAUGGGGUAGCAUUUUUAACUGUUGAUAACAAAGGUGGACUUCGUGUAUGGAGACCAUCGUACCCUAAGGAAGCCUACAAGGUGGCCAAUCCAGGUAAUAAAUCACAACAGAUUACUUGGACUUUGAGGAAGCAGAGGCCAUCUUCAAAUACAACAUCCGACGCAGUAGCUUUAGCAUGGUCAGAUGAUAGUUCCAUCAUAUUUCUAUCCCAUGAAUGUUCAAUUACUUGUUUUGAUAGUAGGACAUUUGACCCAUUGGAGUUUCAGCUACCUGUAUUAACUGAGUCAAAGAUCAGGACCAUUAAAUAUUUGAACAAUUACCUUGUUGUUUUAUCAAAGACGAGAUUUUUUGUUUACGAUUUAAUCAAGGGUCAAUUGACAAAUCUAGUCACCAGAGUGUCUACAACCAGUGGAGGUAAAAACAUGAUGACCAUCGACCCAUCAAGGAACCUAAUUUGUUUAGCAAUCAAUUCGUACACCAAUUACGAAUCUGAUUUGGAGAAUUUACAAAUCGGGUCUAAAUUGUACAUUUUCAAACCAGAUCAAUUGAAACCAGUAUCGGUGCAAAAUCACUCCCUGGGUAUUGCUGCAGUGAGAAAUGACAGUAAUGGAUUCUUGUUUAUUGAUUUAGAAACACGUGUUGGAUCAAUGAACUCUGCGUUGUUGGAGAUGGAGUCAAUUGAAGUGACUGGGUUGGCCAAUGAGAUUAAUCAAAUGUUGAUCACGGCUCAAGCAAAUGUUGAUUUAUUAGAUGAUGGUACCACAGCACCAGUGAAAUUCCAAUCCAAUGGACAAACUGAAAAUAUUGAUGAGGAUGAUGGAUCUAAAGUCAUUGACUUGCAUACAUUCCAACCUAUUUUCCAAAACCUUGAUGGAAUUCAAAUAGAAACCAUAUUUGAUCGUAUAUCGAACAUUCUCAAGUAA